Molecule: messenger RNA, 7249 nt
Organism: Anopheles coustani
Lineage: Eukaryota; Metazoa; Arthropoda; Insecta; Diptera; Culicidae
Gene: Sbf
Product: myotubularin-related protein 13
Exons: 8
Coding region: 1-6666 (2221 amino acids)
Source: RefSeq, a predicted model, not a curated record
AUGGAAAGUUCGCGUAAUGAGUCGAAAAUGUCGCGCCUUGCCGAUUACUUCGUCAUCGUUGGCUACGACCACGAGCAGGAGCGAAUCGGUUCGAGGAAAGGAAAAAUUGUACAAAGGUUUCCAGAAACAGACUGGCCGGACACACCGUUCAUCGAAGGAAUAGAACUGUUCUGUCAACCGCAAGGAUGGGCCCUCUCAACCGUCCGCCAGGAGCCACAGUUUUUUGUGUCGGUGCUGACAGACAUGGACGGCAAUCGGCACUACUGCGCGUGCCUUUCCUUCAACGAAACGAUCGCCAUCACACCGAGCAAACCGAUCGACGAGGAAGAGGAGGAUGAUAAUCUCUCGCCCACCACUGGUGGACGCGGUGGGACCGCGGCUGGUCCGGGUGCUGGUGUGCUGGUCGGCAACAGCGGCAGUAGCAGUGGCCCGCCGUCAAUAACACACCACAGCAUCAUGUACGCACCGAAGUGUUUGGUGAUCGUGUCACGGCUCGAGUACAUUGAGGCGUUCCGGAACUGCCUCGGUACGAUCUACACCGUGUACCUGGAGAGUCUCAAGUUCCAGCUGCACUAUCUGAUCGGUAGUAUCCUCGGUUGCAUCCAGGUGCCGCCCCCCGGUGGUCCACCGGUUCGCUUUUCGAUCGGUGCCGGCGACAAGCAGAUCCUGCAGCCUCCACUCUCGAACACACUCCCGGUGACCGGUUCGUGCGUCAGUUUGCUCUUUCAUCAACUGGGAAUUAAGAACGUGAUGCUGUUGUUUUGUGCCGUCAUGACCGAGCACAAGAUCCUGUUUCACUCGACGAGCUACACCCGACUGACGGACAGCUGCCGGGCGUUGACGGCACUGAUGUAUCCGUUCCGGUACAGCCUCGUGUACAUUCCGAUACUGCCCGCGUCGCUGCUGGAGAUACUCACCAUGCCGACCACCUUCAUCAUGGGCAUCCACAGUUCGCAGCGGUCGGAGAUUAGCGAAAUAUUGGACGUGAUCGUGGCGGACUUGGACGGUGGUUCGAUACACAUUCCUGAGUCGUUGGUGCCACCGAUUGCGCGGCUACCGGCAUCGCUGUGGGACUCGACCGAGCACGCACUGCGGAUGGUGCUGCAUCCGGAGUUGGCCCUGGCUGACCUUGCCUUCCCGGUGUACAGUGGCGUCCCGGGGGGACACCCGAUGCUCGGUUUGAACAACAACAUCAAUCAGGCUGUCGCUCAGAUAGGGGGCGGCAAUAACGCCAGCGCAAGCAAUGGGUACAGUUUUCGCGAGCAGAAGAAUGACAUAAUGUUGGACAAGGAAAUACGGGCCGUGUUUAUGCGACUGUUUGCCCAGCUCCUGCAAGGCUACCGGUCCUACCUGACGCUGAUUCGCAUCAACCCGAAACCGAUCAUUCAGUUUCACCGGGCAGGGUUUCUUGGUGCCCGCGACCUGCUGGACUGCGAGUUCUUGUCACGCGUGCUCGACAGUAUGUUCUUCACGGGGUUCGUGACGGAGCGAGGGCCACCGUGGCGUGCGUGCGAUGCCUGGGACGAACUGUACAGCACUAUGAACGAUCUGCUCAAGACGGAAGCGCACGAUCCGGCUCUCGUGCUCGUGCACAUACAGGACCUGGCGAAGCAACUGUACACCAACGAACACCCGAACCCACAGCCAUUCCAACAGAAGGUACUCCGACCGCCUGACGGAGCGUUCGCGCGCAUCCACCAACCGCCGAUGCCGCUGAUCGAUGGGCAGGAGGUGCAGAGCGUCAUCAACGAUGGGCUGCAGGCGAACGAUCUUCACGCACGCAUGCAGCCGGUCCGGGCGAAGCUGCGGAUCGUCCCGAUGGGACCGUACCUCAAGCCGGCACCGCAGGAGUCACGUCCGAUCGUUAACAAUAGUGCGCGCAAGCUAGAGGUGCUACGGAACUGUAUUAGCUGUAUCUUUGACAACAAGAUCACGGAGGCACGCAAGAGCUUCCCGGCCGUGCUGCGGAUACUGAAGCAACGGGAAGCCCGGCUAACGAUGUGCCGCGAGCUGGCAAAGAUAGGCAACCAGGGCAACAAGCAGCUUGAUCAUCAGCAGUUCGAUUUGGUGAUCAAACUGAUGAACCGCGCGCUGCAGGACGACUCGGUGAAGGAUGAGUACGGUGUGGCGGCUGCCCUGCUGCCCCUUUCGUCGCUCUUCUGUCGGAAACUGUGCACGGGGGUGUUCCAGUAUGCGUACACCUGCAUCCAGGAUCAUCCGGUGUGGAAAUCGCAGCAGUUCUGGGAAGACGCCUACUACCAGGAAGUGCAAACGGCCAUCAAGGAGCUGUAUCUGCCGCUGGCUAACUGGCCAAAAACGACCGGCAGUGGACCUGGCGGUGCUAUCGGUGGUGGAGUGCUCGGUGGAAACGUUGACAGUUGUUCGCUCAUGUCGGCAUCCGUUUCGCGGGAUAAACUCGAUCGUGCGUCGAUCCUGUCGCGGGCUCAAGAACCGUCGGCGCUGGAGAUCGCUGCGGAUCAGAUGCGCGAGUGGGCCACGAUGGAUGCCGUCACCCAGCAGGAGCUAACGAACAAGGAAGAGAGUACGCUCUACAGUCACGCGAUUCACUAUGCUUACCGCAUGGUGUAUCUACUAGUUCCGCAGGACGUCGGAGGGGCGGUCGGUCGGGUGCAACGGGACAAGGAUGGGCGCCAUCUGGAGGACGACACUAGCGUGUCGAACAGUGUUAUCGAAUCGCGGAGCCACAACAGCGACCACAACAGUGACGAGGGCUUCGAGGAACCCGAUCCGAGCGAAACGGGUACCGCGGUCACGAAGAUGGUGUGCAAGUUCAUCGAUCGCGUUUGCACCGAGGGUAACGUGACGGCGGAACAUGUACGCAACCUGCACCAGAUGGUACCGGGUACGAUUCAGAUGCACAUCGAGAUGCUGGAGGCGGUCGCACGGGAAGCGAAACGUAUUCCACCGAUCCAAAAGCCGAAGCUACAGUAUCCGGUGCUGCUGCAGGACGAGAAGAUUAUCCUCGAACUGCGUGCGUACCUGCUGGCGGACGGGCGCGAGGACAAGGAGGGUGGUAGCAGCGGGACACUGCUGCCGGCCGAGGGUGCUCUAUUUCUCACCAACUACCGUGUGGUGUUUCGUGGCUCACCGUGCGAUUCCUACUCAUGCGAGCAGAGCGUCGUACGGGCUUUUCCCAUCUCGUCGCUCACGAAGGAGAAACGCCUGACCGUCAUCUAUCUGCAGCAUGUCGAACAGGUCCUACCGGAGGGUAUGCAGCUACGCUCGUGUACCUUCCAGCUGAUAAAGGUGGCGUUCGACGAGGAAGUACCCCAGGAGCAGGUUGACGCGUUUCGGAAGGCGGUGCAGAAGGUGCGCUAUCCGGAGGAUGAGUUCGGUCAUUUUGCGUUCGCCACCCACGGACUGGCGCAUCCGGGUUUGCUAGGCCCACGGCACAAGGUGAAGGAGAAGAACGCAACGCUGAAAGACUUUGCGAAGAAAACGUUGCUCCGGACGGCGAUGAAGGCGGGUUUUAAGCAGAAGGCGGGUGCGACGAAGCGCAAGUACAUCCUACCCGGUAACGUCGAGUACGGCGUGGAUGGGUACGGCGGUGGUAUGCUGGGUGGAGGUGGAGGUAGCGGUGGACCAGGGGGAGGCCUCGGUGUUGGUGGUAUGGGCGAGAGUAACAAUAAUAACGAUGACGAUGAUGCGUCCGACGAUGGAACGGAUACGCUGCCCCGGGUGCAGGUGAAGGAUGUGGAGAGGCUGAAGGAGCGGAGCUACGUGCGCGACUGGUUGCGGUUGGGUCUGGGUGAUGUGCAGACGACCGGUUACCGGAUCACUCCGGUUAACAGUAACUACAGCGUGUGCCGGACGUAUCCAGCAAUGCUCGUCUGCCCGAAGGAAGUGUCCGACGACUCGCUACGCUGUAUGGCCCGGUGUUACAAGCAACAUCGUAUCCCGGUGGCAACCUGGCGCCAUCAGAAUGGCGCGACGCUGCUUCGAGGAGCGGUACCGCAGGCGAAAGGUGUGAUGGGUAUGUUGAAGGGUCAUCCGGGCUCGACGAACACAUCGACCGACAGUACAAGCUUCCAGGAGCAGGAUCGAUACUUUGUUCAGGUGAUCAAGAUGACACCACACACGCGCACCAUCCGUCACCAAGCGUGGGGCCUGUCGGAUUCGAACAUCUCGCUCGACUCGCUCGCGUUGGCCGCAAGCAAUCUGAUGAUUCGCUCGGAUAUGUCCACGCUAACGCCCGAUAUCGGCCGGAAGCAUCACAACGUGUCCGGUGGGGAUGGCAGUGCGAACGCGAGCGGCGGCAGUUCCGGUGGUCUCUAUUCGAUGAACAAUUCGUCCUUCUCGAGCUUCGGUGCGAUGCGCUCGAACGUUGUGAAAUCGACGAAGUGGGCCUCCCUCCGGCCAAAUCGCAACUCCAUGGCGGUGGGAGGUGGCGGCUCGGGCCCGGAUUCAAGCAGUCUGCGGGAUGUAAACCACUGGGACCAAAGGGAUCACCAUCAUCACGGUGGAGGGGCUGGCGGUGGUGGUGGUGGUAGUGGUGGCCAUGGACCAUCAUCAGCGCAUUACACCUUCCAGCGGGUGCCGCUCUACUUUCUGGGCGAAAAGUCGCAAUCCAAGUCGGCCAAGCUGUCGGAAAUGUGUGCCGAGUUCAUCCCGGUGGACUACACGGACGUGCGGCACUCGCGGACAGCGUUCAAGAAGCUGAUGCGUGCUUGCCUGCCGUCCUGCGACACGAACGAACCGGAUCAAACGUUCGCCAAGCUGGUGGAGCAGUCGGACUGGUUGCAGCAGAUUCGGGGUCUACUGCAGCUCUCCGGUGCCGUGGUGGAUCUGAUGGACCUGCAGGAGUCAAGCGUAACGUUGGCGCUCGAAGAUGGUUGGGAUGUGACGGCACAAAUAUCCUCCCUGGCCCAGCUCUGCCUCGAUCCGUUUUAUCGCACUAUCGAGGGCUUCCGGGUGCUGAUCGAGAAGGAAUGGCUUGCGUUUGGACACCGGUUCGGACAUCGAAGCAACCUAAAGCCCAACUCUAGCUCCGGGUCACCGUUUGCCCCCACGUUCCUGCAGUUCCUGGACGCGGUGCACCAGAUUCAACAGCAGUUUCCGCUGGCGUUCGAAUUCAACGAGUUCUACCUCCGCUUCCUGGCCUACCAUCAUGUGUCGAGCCGAUUCCGGACGUUCCUGUUCGACUGUGAGUUGGAGCGGGUCGACUUUGGCAUCACGGCGAUCGACGAUAAGCGUGGUUCGCUUAACUCGCAUCACAAGCACGUCGUCGAGGCGCUGACGAUCUCCGACGACGAUAAUCUCAUCUACCCGGGUAUGGUCGGGGGAAGCGGAAGCGGCGGACCUAGCGGAAACGGUGGUCCCGGCACGGUGGGAGCUUCCGGCGGUGCGUCUGGCGGUGUCGGUGGACGGGCAAAUUCUAACACGCAAAAGUUUGGCCCCUCGCUGUUCGACUAUAUCGAGCGGCAGCACGCAAAGUGUCCAAUGUUCUACAACUUUAUGUACACACCCGAUCCGGAACGGACGGUGCUGCGACCGCAAAGUUCAAUCUCGUUGCUUGAAAUCUGGUCGUACUACUUGGGCGAAGAGCUAGCCCAGGGUCCACCGUACGAUCCGGAGCUCGUGGGCAACGACGGAAUGGAUGACGACUGCGACUACAUGUACUCGUCGACGGCGAUGGCGGGCGGUGUUGGUGCUGGGAAUGCCGGCAGUUUGGGCAGUACGGGGGGCGGUGGCGGUGGUAACGGUGGACCAUCGGGUGCGCUGAUGCGGCAACCUCGUCGGCGUGUGGUCACGGUAAACUACGACAGUUUGGCCCGGUACGAGGCGGAUGCAUUUACGAAGCUGCUCGACGAGCUGAAGACGGCCGAAUCGGAGCGGGGACUUUUACCGCAAAAGUGGCGCCAGGUGUGGGAUAAGCUCGAGCUGCCACAUUCCGAUUCGCUGACACGUCACGCGUCCUUCAGUAGCGCACUGGUGCGUUCGCAUGGACGAAUGCGACACAAGAGGUCCACUCUGGAGAUUCUCAUGCGCGGAAGGCAGGCCGGUUUCCAUCAGGAAAACUUCCUCCAUCCUCAUCGUUUUGAGAAGCACGUCUACUCGGCUCCGGUCAACUGCAACCACUGUGGCAACGUUCUCUGGGGCCCUCUGUUGAACAGCAUAAGAUGCGUUGACUGUGGUAACACGUACCACGAAAAGUGUGCCGAAUCGGUUCCCAAAAACUGCACCAAAUAUAAGGCGGUCGAAAACGGUAACCAACCGACGCUCGCGCGCACUCAGGACAAGGACAGUGUCACGUCGAGCGUGAACACAACCAACACCAACAGUCAGCGGUACUACGAGCAGUACGACAGCAAGGUGGCCGACGAUCGAACACAUGAAGGCUACCUAUACAAACGUGGUGCAAUCCUAAAGAACUGGAAACAGCGCUGGUUUGUGCUGGAUUCGCACAAACAUCAACUGCGGUACUACGACACGAUGGACGACUGCAGUUGUAAAGGAUUCAUAGAACUAGCUGAAGUACAAUCGGUCGCACAAGCGCCCCCACAAACCGCACCGGCUCCUUCGAAGAAGGUUGAUGAUCGUGCGUUUUUCGAUCUCAAAACUAGCCGACGCACGUACAACUUCUACGCCCAGGAAGCGACCAGCGCGCAGGAGUGGAUCGAAAAAAUUCAAGCCUGUCUGCAGUAGACACACAACUACCUCGUGGCUCACAAACACUUUGAUGCAGGCCAGCAAAAAGACUAGAUAAAGUUAUUAUUGCCUCCAGCAUAACAAUGGGUGGGGGUGGGAGAUGGCUUAUAUGGUCGUUCUUCAUUCCCGGCGUUAUUAGCAUACAGGCAUUUUGGACAACCCGAAACAUCUUCCGUUUCGCGUUAUUGUUAGUUCCAGUUCUGUACUAUAAUACUGCUUUCCUUUGGAAGCAUCAACAGCACAGGCUCACGUGUGUGACGCUUGAAACAAAGACCAUCUCACUGCCGCAAAAGGGCAAACUUUAUAAUGCUCAAUAAUUAAAAAGAAAAGCACGGGCUUUGGUAACGCAUGCCCUCACGUUGCAUCAAUCCCCCCAGUGAACAAAAAAUACUGAGGCUGGGUGCCUUUUGGAGCACGAAUUGCUUCGCGAUAUUCUUUGUGUUGAACUAAUACUGACAGAGGAAAGCGCUACGAUAAUUCCAUCUGGCCUUUGCUCUGCGUGGAAAACAUUUGAUUUAAGAGGACAGUAACGCGGGUAAUCUCAAUCAUUCUUUAAUUGUAUUUUUGUUUCUCCUCCGUU